GUUGCCAGUUGUUCUCGUUCAUUGCGCAGUGCGUCACAGAAACAAUCGCCACCCAAUAAGGCAUAAGCACAGCACGACGUAAAUAGUGUUAUCUACGACUUGGGUUUCAGACCGUGAUUUACGACUGAUAUGUGAUAUCUAAGAUCUAACACCACUUGAAAACKGUUUUUAGUUUUUAUACAAUAAUUAAUAUCAAUAUCAUAAUAUUAUUAUAGAUAUAAACAUUAAAAUAGUAAAGACGUUGUUACAACACAAAAGCAAUAUUUAUAAUAAUACGAAUAUAAACGCACACUAUUCUAUUGUCCGAAUAGGCGAAUAAUUUAUCAUAUGAAUUAGGGAUUUUUGUAGGGGCACAGAAUAGAUGGUAGGGAACUCCGACCAUGAUGAACAGUCGCACGUUUUCGUUCUCUCUCGAAUUCUCGAUAUUAAAAUAACUGACAACACUUGUAUAAAUAGUAAUUAGAUUAGUCGGUUAAACCGUUGUUAUUCGAGGACGUAUUUUUGGUGGUAGUCGACAUCUAUAACAUAAUAUUCAUUAUUCAUUCAUCAUUAACGUUUCCCCGUCACAGUCACACUUGUCCUUCGUUACGAAUCGGCGUUUGGUAUUGUAAGACGAGCUAUAUGCAAUGUCGCUGUUCAUUGUUGUUAUGUUAAGACCGUAAAUKUUAAUACUACAGACAUCAUAAUAUAGCAGAGCUACUGUGUUCAAAACGUAACCAUGAGUUCUCUAUACUCAACACCUAUUGGCUUAAUCUUUGUUUUUAACCUGAUUAUUGGUCCGGGUUCACUAACUUUGCCAGCUGUGGUUCAAGAAACUGGAUGGCUUUUGAGUGGUAUAUUUAUUGCCACUAUGGCUUUUUUAAGUUACAUUACAUUCUCAUUUGUUAUAGAAGCAAUCACGAUUACAAACUCUAUAACACAACUUCGUAAAUUACAAAUGAUGAAAAGUGUUACUAGRGUAUUGAAAUCGUGCAAGGAUAUGAUGCCUCAAGUUUCAUCAGUUAACUAUGAUAGACUUUCGAAUGCUAGCACGGAUAGUUAUAACAGUGACAAUGAAACGCCAAUUUUUGACAAUCCAGUAUUACCUACAUCUAGUUCUUUAAUGGACUUUCCUCCGGAAUCCGUUGAAUUACUUUCUCUUGAUAAUAGGAUAGAAAUGGGUGAAAUGGUAGCAGUAUUACUGCCUCCAUUUGCUAAAGUGAUGUUUUUUUUUUCCAUUAGUGGCUAUUUAUUUGGUGAUUUAUCUAUUUACUAUAAAGCAAUUGGGCAAUCACUUGUAGACUUUACCUGUGAUCUCAAAACAAAUGAUAGUUCUGCUAACAAAUCAGAUUUGUGUUGGGAAAGUUCUUCUUAUACUAAACAUGAAAUUUAUUUGAGCUACUUGAUGCUGUAUAUCUUAAUAAUAGGACCAUUCACGUUUUUUAGUGCCCAAAAGACUAAAUACUUGCAAGUUGUAGGUUUUUUCAUGCGUGUCAUUGCUAUUAUUGCAAUGGUUGUUCUAGCAACAAUACGAUUGAUUUCCUCAACYCAAAAUCAUGGGUAUACACCAGCAGCAAACUUUAUUGCUAUGCCACAACUAAUAGGUGCUUCAAUUUAUGCGUUUAUGUGUCAUCAUUCUAUCCCAUCUGUGAUUUCACCUAUCAAAAACAAAAACAAAAUACUGCUAAAAGUAGCAGCUAACUUCUUGUUAGUAUACACAUUGUACAUGUGUUUAUGUAUGACGGGUGUUUUUGCAUUCCCAAAAGUUAAUGAAUUGUAUACCAUCAAUUUCACACCAUCACAAGAUACUGGACUAUUUUAUAAACUAAUUGAUUCAAUAUUGGUUCUUUUCCCUGUACUUACAAUCAGUAUUAGUUUUCCAGUUAUUGCAAUUACAUUAAGAAAUAAUAUUCAAGUGAUGUUUCUUCCAACUGAUGCUCAUUGGAUCUGGAAGCGAGUAGUUAUACCACUAUUCUCCUUAAUUACACCUGUGCUACUAGCCGCAUUUGUGACACGUCUUGAAGAUUUAGUUUCGGUUGUCGCUGUUUAUGCUGGUACUGGUAUCCAGUAUGCGACCCCUGCAUUAUUGGUCAUGGCUGCGCGUGCUGAAAUUCCACAACAGGUGGCUGCAAUUAAAAAUGAUUAUUGCUCGCCAUUUAAAUCUAAAUACUGGCCAUUGUGCAUUCUGAUAUGGACAGUGAUAUGUGUGAUAGUCUUGACUAUUUCCUUGAUAAGUAAAGAAUUCCAAUGAAAGGUGAACUCACACUUAUUUUAACUUGUCACUUUAUAUUUUGUUUGUUUACCAAUCUAACUUUUAUCAUAUAAGUGCUACAUACAUACCUUUUAUUAAAAAAUUUUAUUUAAGAGAUAUUAAGACUAUGAUUUUUUAUGUCACGUGAAGUGUAUACAUAAUAUUUAACAUAGUAUAGGUGUUAUUAUUAAAA
This is a messenger RNA of Diuraphis noxia (Russian wheat aphid), 2423 nucleotides long. Its product is annotated as putative sodium-coupled neutral amino acid transporter 12. The record is from RefSeq and is a predicted model, not a curated record. NCBI's taxonomy places the organism in Eukaryota, Metazoa, Arthropoda, Insecta, Hemiptera, Aphididae.